UCCACCUCCCUGGCAAUGAAUUACUUUGUAAAAGAUCAGCAGAAAUCACCUAUCCGUUAUUUUCUUCAGACGCCAGGCUUAGCACUGUGCUUUACAAAGCUUAAAAUCAUGCAGCUUUUUAUAUCUGUAGUUGAUGCAUUCACAGAUAAAGCAUUCCAUGGAAACCCUGCUGCUGUCUGCCUGUUGGAUUCUGAAUUAGAUGAAGAUAUCUAUCAAAAAAUUGCAGCUGAAAUGAACUUGUCUGAGACUGCCUUUAUCCUAAAAAAGAGUCCUACGGAUGACUUCAGCACAAGUUCACGCUUUGGACUGAGAUGGUUUACACCAACUACUGAAGUUUCCCUUUGUGGGCAUGCUACCCUGGCAUCAGCUGCAGUUUUAUUUCAGUUGAAAAGUAACAUUAAUUCAACUCUUGUUUUUGAGACUCUGAGUGGAGACCUUUCGGCAAGACAGUCGGCUGACCAAAUUGUACUAAACUUCCCUCUCUGCUCAACAGUUCAUCAGGAUCUUCAAGAAGUGAAGGACCUGGUAAAGGCAGCAGUGAGUGAUCUCGCUGUUCAAGAUGUCCGGUACUCCUCUGACACACAGAAGCUUCUUAUACGGCUUAGUGACUUCUAUCAAAGGUCAGACCUGGAGAACCUGAAAGUGAAUCCACAAACUCUGCUCAUGGCUGAAAAGUCUGGAAGGGUAAAGGGAGUAAUUGUUACUCUGAAGGGAAGCAACAGCGAAACCACCACAAGCUUUGAUUUUUAUUCCAGGUACUUUGGUCCAUGGUGGGGGAUUGCAGAAGAUCCAGUAACAGGCUCAGCUCAUACAGUAUUAAGCAGUUACUGGUCUGAACAGCUUGGCAAAAAGGAAAUGCUUGCCAAUCAAUGUUCUCGACGGGGAGGUAUGCUACGACUUUCUGUACGACAAGAUGGAAGAGUGGACAUUGCUGGCCAAGCAGUAGUUGUGCUGAAAGGAAACUUAACAUUGUAACACAAUAUUCCAGUGAAGCAUUACAUAAAGCAAUGUGCUUUUGACUGAGUUCAUAUGAAAGAACUGUAUAUCACAUUUUCCACUCACAUCUAUAACACAGGAGUGUUAAGCAGGAAAUAAAAAAAAACUAAUAUCAAAGCACACUGAUGUUUCCAGUACAUCUUUGUCAGAAUUUUAAUAAACAUUUGAGGAGUGUAUGUAUAGAUCUACAGGACUAUUCA
Protopterus annectens (West African lungfish) is the source of this 1196-nucleotide messenger RNA. RefSeq names its product phenazine biosynthesis like protein domain containing (gene PBLD). The coding region runs from base 16 to 975 and encodes 319 amino acids. Lineage: Eukaryota; Metazoa; Chordata; Ceratodontiformes; Protopteridae. Gene Ontology annotation, biological process: biosynthetic process. The transcript has 9 exons. The record is from RefSeq and is a predicted model, not a curated record. Gene Ontology annotation, cellular component: cytoplasm. Gene Ontology annotation, molecular function: isomerase activity.